Molecule: messenger RNA, 3052 nt
Organism: Trichomycterus rosablanca
Lineage: Eukaryota; Metazoa; Chordata; Actinopteri; Siluriformes; Trichomycteridae
Gene: zc3hc1
Product: zinc finger, C3HC-type containing 1
Exons: 10
Coding region: 128-1459 (443 amino acids)
Cellular component (GO): nucleus
Molecular function (GO): zinc ion binding
Source: RefSeq, a predicted model, not a curated record
UCGAAGUGGUGAUAAAGCCCAGUUGAAAUGACUAUUGUUAACGAUUCUCAAGUUAUUUAAAUGGAUCGCGAACCACUGUAAAUACAAUUUUAAGUGGUGUUAAACGAAGAAGGGGAUUUGGUAUCACAUGAAGAUGGCAACUUUAAAACAAUUUAAUCAACACACCGAAGAAGAUCAGAAAUCCUCCCUUAAAUGUCGACAAAUUCUCACUGAUGUUUAUAUCUCAGAUGAAAAUGCACUGAAUUGUUCAUCUCAUAAUUUUGUCACUGAAGUGCCAUGUGAAGCAACAAAGAAGGAUGCAUUUUUUACCAGAGUGGAGUCAUACUCAUGUUUGAAAUGGACUGGAAAGCCAUGUGUUCUUUCACCAUUAAUUUGUGCUCAGUAUGGUUGGAUAAAUAUUGACUGUGACAUGCUCAUGUGCUGCAGUUGUCAGAUGUUCCUUUGUGCAACCAUUAAACCAACACUGGACUUGAAGAAAUAUAAAGAACGAAUUUUGGAGUUGAAAAGGCAGCUCAAGACUCAGCAUAAGGAAUUUUGUUCAUGGCCGGAUUUUCCAUGCCCUGACAGGUUCUGCACAAUUUCAAUCACUGAGCCCGAAGAACUUUUCAAUGACUUUCUAAAGCGUUUCAACAGUCUUUGUCUCUUUCGUCAUGAACUACCUACCAUAAAGUCGGAACAACUGAAAGUUAUGGCACUUACUAAUGAUGUAAUUAGCUGUUUGCUUCAGUUAAUUAAAAAUGUGAAUUUGACACCAGAGGACCAAUCAGAUACACUAAACAUAAAGAUGACUGCUUGUACACUGGCCUUGUGUGGUUGGACUGCAAGCAGAGAUCUGAACUUGAAAAUUUUCACCUGCACAUACUGCACAAGAAAUGUAGGCUUAUGGAACUUCCAUCAGUUAGAGAGUGCUGCUGAAGAAUCAGACAACUCUUCAUACUCCCAAACUUCCAUUCCAAUUCAUGAAGGAGGAAAUGGUGAUAAAAUGACUCCCACAUCUAUCUCUCAGUCUUCUGCUUCAUGUCGCAUGAAACUGCGUAGCCAGGACCCCAUACACAUGGAGCAGUUUGAAGGUGCCUCAUCUUCCAUGAUGGUACGCACCCGGAGCAGGGAUUCUCCUAGUCCAAUUGAGGACAUACCAAGGAGCAAAAGACCUUUAACACGCAGCAGAGGGCAUGGAGAUGACCUAGAAGCAGAAAUCCUUUUCAGCAGCCAAAGGAAAACAAAACGCCUACGCCUCUCCUCUUCUAGUGGUCUUGAUGGGCUGUUGCACAGGAACUUGUUUGAUCCAGUUGGCCAACACCGACACUGGUGUCCAUGGGUAAAUGUGAUAACUGAACCUGAAAGCCUAGAUGAUUCAGCAUCUGCAGGCUAUCCAGAGCCUACUAAGUUUGGCUGGAGAGCUGCACUUAGCCUCUUCCUCACAAUGAAACAAAACCUCAGUCCUGUAGAAGGAAAUUAAUCUCAGGAAUCACAUCAUCAUCUCUGCCACCUUCAGCUCCAUCGUCUGUCUUUUUGUCAGUGCCACACAGUCUCCAAGCCAUAUAACAUAGCAGACCUCACUGUUAUCUUGUAACUUUCUCCAUUACUCUGGCAGAUAUCAUUCCUGCCGCUCUGCACCACCCACCCCACCCUGCCUGUCAGUGUCAGUGGUCACAGUGAUCUGCCUGUCAGUGGUCACUGUUGUCUAAUUCUUCUUUUCAUGAUACACCAUACAGGAGUCAGAUCUGGACUGCAGACAUUUUCAUUGUCUUUCUGUCUACCUGAGAUCAGCUCAGGAGUUGUUUCAGCAAAUAACUGAUGUGUGGUAGAUUGUGUUAAGUCUGGAGUGUUAAGUAUUGGAGAUACUAAAUUGUCCAAGACUGUGUUCGAUUUAACCUUGUGAACUGAUGUAACUUGUGUAAUGAGUAACUAUCGUUCCUGUCAUGAAUGUAACCAAAGUGUAAAACAUGAAGUUAAAAUCCUAAUAAACAAACAAACUGUGCUUUUACUCCUCUAUGAUUGAGCUUUAUGUGAUAGGUUUGUCCUAAUUUUCUUCUGUAAAUAUGUUUUGAUUGACCAUAUCCUGACUGCCUUAUUUCUGCACCCUUCAGUUAAUAACAUGUAAUAAUGUUAAUGUGUGUGUAUUUUUUACUCAUCAUGUAAAAAAAAUUUUUUAAACAUAUUGAAAAUGUAUUUGGAUUAAGUAGGUGUUUAAGUUACUAAAAAAGAACAAAUUAAGUUACUGAAAUCUCAUGGCAUUCUUUACAUGAUUAAAAGUAAAUAUGAACACCCCAUUCUAAUUAUUGAGUUCACAUGUUUCAGCCUAAACCAUUGAUGAUAAUUGUAUAAAUUAAAUAAAAUUUCCAGUUGAUUUCUUGGUAGAUGUGCAUGUAUGAAAGGAGCUCAUGAGUUUAAACAACAAUCACUUGUUGCACAUCAGAUGUUUCUGUUGUAAAAUUAAGAUUUAAGCUGCUUUGUCCUGACAUAUUGUUAGAGUGGGACAUUAACUUCUUCUCUAACUUGUUCUUAUGUAUCUGCUUAAAAUGAGAUGUUAAGAUUUUACUGUGUUCUAUGGCUUCUCCAGGGUCCUGAGGACAAGUCAAGUAAGAUAUUCUUCAAAUUUUGCCAAUAGCUGUCUAGUAAGAACUUCUCUGAGGAAAAGAAAUUGAUAUAUUUUAAAAUGCUGAAUUCCAUGAUGUCCAGUUCUCAGUAGUAAUUAUGUUAUUGUUUUAUUUAUUUUGAUGUUGGUGCAUGAUGUAGUAGUACAGUUGUCUAGUUUUGAAUUGUUUUAACUUUAGUCAUGGAGGUCCAGUGUCCUGUUGAGUUUUAAGCUGCCAAACACACCUGAGCUAACUUAUGUAGGACUUCAUAGCUCAUCAUUAGCUCAUGAGCUUGAUCAAGUGUGUUGGCUGCAGGGAAGACUUGAAACUAUACUUGUCAGUAGGCCUAGGUUUUACACUGUAAAAUGCUGUAGAAACAACAACUGUUUGGCCAGACUUUUUAUUUGCUGUUUACACAAGCUUUUUGUACCAAUAAAACAGUACAUUACACUUCUAAAAUGUAUAAAAUAUCA